Messenger RNA from Rhagoletis zephyria (snowberry fruit fly), 2630 nucleotides. The record is from RefSeq and is a predicted model, not a curated record. Lineage: Eukaryota; Metazoa; Arthropoda; Insecta; Diptera; Tephritidae.
ACUCCUCCGACACUACUUCAAGUACAAACGAUAUAGACGACGACGCUGUUAGUCAGCCCCCAUCUGCCAGCGACAAACUUCCGGCAGGCACUGAGAACAGCAAGCCCACUUCACUAUCACCAGCAACCACUAAAUUAUGGCUAAACGUGAGUGUGACGCCGUCAAACUUGGUAGCCAACUGCACCGACGUAGAGUUUCGCUGUGAAGUGCUCGGCCUUGACAGUGAGGUCGACAGCAGCAGCAGUGAAGGCAGCAGAGCACCUCCCUCCACUGCCUGGUGGACCUUCAGGGGCGCCAACGUGUCGGCGGUGACGCUGCCCGGAGGACGGGUCACAAAUCCCAACGCCACUCUGUCCAUCCUCAACGUGGACUGCAGCCAGUACACACUUCACGAUGGCGACUACAUGUGCCACACGGCACUGGCUGACCUGGAGACCAGCAACCAACUGGCGCCAGUGCUCACCAGUGCCAACAUUUCACUGGACAUCUACGUUCCCCUGACUGUAGAUGCAAUUGAGCCGGCAAACGGCACCGUUCGCGAGCUGGAGGACACUGAAGCUCAACUAAAGUGUCGCAUAUACGCACACCCCAAGCCAAAGAUUACCUGGGAGCGCAUAGAUCUAAACACACUAACCGUGUCCAACAUUGAGGAGGACGGACGCAUUCUCAUUGAAAUUCAAUCCAGUCAUCAGGAAUCUCAAAAGUCGACCUUUCCUAGUCAAGUGACAGUACUCGAAAGUGUGCUCAAGUUUAAGCCUCUCAUCACAGGCGNGAUAGAUCUAAACACACUAACCGUGUCCAACAUUGAGGAGGACGGACGCAUUCUCAUUGAAACUCAAUCCAGUCAUCAGGAAUCUCAGAAGUCGACCUUUCCUAAUCAAGUGACAGUACUCGAAAGUGUGCUCAAGUUUAAGCCUCUCAUCACAGGCGACAAUGGAAGCUACAUCUGCAAGGCUGACAGUGCCAUUCCUUUUGAGAAGCCACUGCUCACCAACUUUCACGUUUGGGUGCUGGAAAUUCCGCAGGUGAAAAUUAUCAAGAUCAAUGAAAACAAAACCGAAGCCAUUCUCACCUUCACCGUUGACUACGGAAAUCUGCCCGUUGAGAAGUACUUUCUUGAAAUUAGGAAUUUUACAAUUGCCAACUCCUCUUGGAUAGCGCACAAUGUGCAGGCCAACUCGGUGACCAUUGAGGGAGCCAACUCGGUAGCUCGCGUAGAUGGGCUCACGCCGGGCGCUCUUUAUGGGUUCCGUUUGGCGGCCAAAAACGAGGUGGGCACUUCAGAGUGGAGCUACAUGAACAUUACCGUGCCUCCUGAUGCUUCACCUGCUGUCCAAGAGCGACACUUCGCUGUUGUUUGGUUGGCGUCGACCACAGUACGACAACGGNGCUCGGUGACCAUUGAGGGAGCCAAUUCGGUAGCUCGCGUUGAUGGGCUUACGCCGGGCGCUCUCUAUGGGUUCCGUUUGGCGGCCAAAAACGAGGUGGGCACUUCAGAGUGGAGCUACAUGAACAUUACCGUGCCUCCUGAUGUUCCUUCUGUGAUAACUCAGCUUCACCUGCUGUCCAAGAGCGACACUUCGCUGUUGUUUGGUUGGCGUCGACCACAGUACGACAACGGUGGCAUCAUUCACCAGUACCAGAUGAGCUUGAGAGACCUUUCUGCAGACACGAGCGCCAAUCAGACGUUGGACAUUAACCAGAAUCUGGUGCAGUCACGAAACAACUACAUGUACAUGUUUCCCAACCUGUCCCCGGGUUCGCAUUACAGCUUUCAGGUGCGCGCCUGUUCCAACAUUGGCUGCAGUGCCCAGUGGUCCUCGGUCCUCGACGCGGUCACCUCUGACGGCCACUCCGACCCGCCGCUCAACAUUCACUUUGAGUGCAACUUUGACUUUCGCCGACUGCAGAACAAUGCGACCAUCAGGUGGGAGCCGCCGAAGAAUGCACGCGGCUCCAUCGUCGGCUACAACAUCACCCUGGAGGGCUUCUCGCAGUACCGAAAUGUGCACAACCGACCAGUGCUCGACCAGUUUCGUCAGUUUCACGUGACCAGCGACGCCGACACGCACUACCACAUUGAGAAACUGAGACCGAACGCCAACUUCACCGUGCGCAUCUGCGUGAUCAACAAGUCGGGUUGCGGACAGCUGUCGCACAUCACCUCCUCCUCCAUGUGCAUCACCGCACCCACGGUGCCCUCAGAGUUUCCAGCGCUCAAGUUUGAGGCGCACAAGGCGACACUGUCGGCAGGGCACGGCCUCGUCUUCAACCCCAGUCGACAGUUGUCGCUUUUUGUGCCCAGAGUUUCGGAAAAGAAUGGCCGAAUCGCUUGUUACCGGAUAAUCGUUUGCCGCCUGCCGCCGGUGCCGCAGUCGGUGGAGAGGAACAACUCACUGGACACCAGCGAGCGACUGCGUCUGUACGACCAGUACCUGGCCAAUGGGCCGGACAGCGUCCAACUGAGCACUUACCGACAGGUGACUGACGGGCGGAAAGACCUGCCCGGAGCGUACAUUGCCAAGGAGUUCGCCUCGGAUAGCCUUCGCAGUGACAUUGUCAUUGGCGACGGCAAAUCAGAGCGCUGCUUCGAUGACGCAACCGAGUAUGACCUGCGAUCACGCGUCAAG